CUGGGAUAGAAAGGUAUUGAUUCACAAGUUGCCCAAUGGUAGAUCUGUUAGAUUGCAAAAGUUCAAAGCUAACAGUCUAAUAGAAAACUACAGGUGCAUGUGUGCAUCAUCCUUCUAUAACUAUUAUAAGCAGAAUCGCGAGGAGGGCAUGUAUCUAGUAUUUGUCUCUGAGAAAGGGGAGGACGUUAAAACACCCCCAGAGAUAGAAACAGUCGUCGCACAAUAUUUAGACCUUUUUGAGGAGCCCACAAGCGUGGUAGAAAGGGAGGUUGUCCAUGCAAUAGAGGUUGUCCCAGGUAGCAAGAUGCCUAGAGGACGAAUCUAUAGAUUGUCUCCUGCGGAGUUAGAUGAGCUUCGCCGCCAACUCAAGGAGCUCACAGAGAAGGGAUGGAUACGGCCGAGUACCUCCCCUUACGGUGCGCCAGUCUUAUUUGUCCCAAAGAAGGGAGGUCCAUUAAGGAUGUGCAUUGACUAUAGGGGCCUCAAUGCCAUCACGGUGAAGAACGUGGAGCCCCUACCCCGCAUUGCCGACCUCUUGGAUAGAGUGCAGGGAUGCCGGUACUUCACAAAGAUAGAUCUGAAGUCCGGAUACCAUCAAAUUGCCGUUAGACCUGAGGACCAACACAAAACCGCAUUUCAGACCAGGUACGGUCUGUACGAGUUUGUGGUGAUGCCUUUUGGCCUAUGCAAUGCGCCUGGUACGUUCCAGCACGCGAUGAAUAGGAUUUUUCAUGACUACUUGGACAAGUUUAUCGUCGUGUACCUCGACUAUAUUCUCAUCUCUAGUAGGACUGUAGAGGAGCACGCUGAGCACUUGAAAACAGUGCUAGGUCUCCUAAGACAGCACCAGUACAAGGUAAACUUGGAUAAACGCGAGUUUGGUCGCACCAAGAUCUUGUACUUGGGUCAUGAAAUUUCAGCAGAUGGAUUGAGGCCGAAAGAUGCGAAGGUGGCCAGCAUACGUGACUGGCCUAGACCUCAGACUGUUACUGAGGUCAGAUCGUUUUUAGGGAUGACGGGCUAUUAUCGUCCAUUUGUGAAGAACUAUAGUACUAUAGCUUCCCCAUUAACAGAUCUAACUCGACUUGACGCCCCUUGGGAGUGGACUGAAGAGUGUGAGGCAAGCUUCAAGAAAUUGAAGUAUGCUCUAACACACUAUGAAGUUCUCAAACUUCCUGAUCCUGACAAGCCAUUUGUUGUGACCACAGACGCCAGCCAAUAUGGCAUAGGCGCGGUCCUUGCGCAACAGGAAGGGCCCAAGUUGAGACCGAUCGAGUAUAUGAGCAAGAAGAUGUCAUCUCAAAAGUUAGCUAAGUCCACGUAUGAGAGAGAGCUUAACGCCCUAUACAGAGCGCUAGUCCAUUGGAGACACUACCUCCUAGGAAGAUUCUUCAAUGUGAGGUCUGACCAUGAGACUUUGCGUUGGAUUAAGACACAGCCUGUGUUGUCAGACGCACUCAAGAGAUGGAUUCAAGUGAUAGACAUGUAUGACUAUCAACUUGAUCCUAUCAAGGAGAUUGUACUUUCACUCUUGCGACAACACAAGUAUAAGAUCAACUCAGAGAAAUGCGAGUUCGGUAGCGCUAAAAUCUUGUCCUUGGGUCAUGAGAUAUUCGCGGACAGGAUAAGGCUUGAAGAUGCCAAGGUGGCUAGCAUUCGUGACAGGCCACAACCUCGGAUUGUGAUCGAGGUCGGAUCUUUCUUAGGGAUGUGUGGCUACUACCGCAACUUUGUAAAGAACUAUAGUACGGUGGCCAGCCCUGUGACUGAUCUAACACGCCUUGACACACCAUCGAAAUGCAUUGACGAGUGUGAAGCUGCUUUCAAGCAAUUGAAGCAUGCUCUCACGCACCAUGAAGUUCUCAUGGUUCCCGAUCCUGAGAGGCCAUUCUUUGUGACCACAGAUGCAAGCCAAUAUGGCAUUGGAGCAGUGUUGGCUCAGCAGGAAGGGAAGAAGUUGAGGCCGGUCAAGUACAUGAGUAAGAAGAUGCCUUCCAAGAAGUUAGCGAAGUCCACCUAUGAAAAGGAACUCUACGCCCUCUAUAAGGCACUUGUCCAUUGGAGACACUAUCUGUUGGGAAGGUUCUUCUAUCUGAGAACUGACCACCAAACGCUCAAGUGGAUCAAGACACAUCUUGUUCUCUCUAAUGCACUCGAACAGUGGAUUGAGGUCAUAGACCAGUAUGACUUCAAGCGAGACUAUGCGAAGGGAGAGUAUAACAAGGUUGCUGAUGCGCUGUCACGUAGAGCAGACUACCUUGGUGCGCUAAUUACAGAGUUUGGAUUAUCUUAAGAUGUAACUCGAUUGAUGGUGGAAGCCUACAAAGAAGAUCCCGUCACGAUGGCCAUCAUCCGCAAACUUGAGGCCCAAAACAAGGCCACAUCUGAUGAGUUUGUGAUGGUGGAUGGGUUACUCUUCCUUGAGAAGGCAGGAUUUAAGAGAUUAGUUGUUCCAGAUAGCGAGAUUUUGCGUAGUUUAUUUUUAGGAGAAUGUCAUGAUGCAAUGGGACACUUUGGCUAUAAGAAGACUAGUGCGAAUCUGAUACAACGAUUUUGGUGGCCCAGUAACAAUCCACAGACUCCAGCUCCACUUGGGUUACUCAAGCCCCUACCCAUUCCAGCUGGUCCGAGACACUGUUUCCACGGACUUCAUGGAUACCCUCGUGACCAGCAAGAGUGGCAAGAGGCAUAUCUUCGUCAUAGUUGACAGGUUUACCAAGUUCGCCAGACUGAUUGCCAUGCCGGAGACCGCAAGGACUGAGCACAUCAUCAAGUUAUUCAUGGAUAACUGGGUGCGUGACUUUGGAUUGCCAAAGACUAUCGUUAGUGAUAGAGAUGGUCGUUUCACAAGUGAAAUGUGGAAGAAGGCUGCAGAACAAAUGGGCGGCCAACUC
This is a messenger RNA of Chara braunii, 2894 nucleotides long. The record is from the annotation of a GenBank genome assembly. Lineage: Eukaryota; Viridiplantae; Streptophyta; Charophyceae; Charales; Characeae.